Molecule: messenger RNA, 4053 nt
Organism: Lethenteron reissneri (Far Eastern brook lamprey)
Lineage: Eukaryota; Metazoa; Chordata; Hyperoartia; Petromyzontiformes; Petromyzontidae
Gene: HHAT
Product: hedgehog acyltransferase
Biological process (GO): protein palmitoylation
Cellular component (GO): endoplasmic reticulum
Molecular function (GO): palmitoyltransferase activity
Source: RefSeq, a predicted model, not a curated record
AUGAGUGGAUCGGUGGUGGUGGUGGUGGGGGGAGCGGUGGCGCUGUGGUUAGCGCAGCGGGCGGUCACGGACCCAGCCAGCAGAGGCCGCCUCGAGGUCUCCGUCCGAAAGCGUCGAUCCCUUCCGAGGGACAUGGCAGCGACCAGCGUGGUGAACGUGAGCAGCGAGAUGCCGAGCACGGGGUCACAAGGUCACGGCGGCUACGGUGGUCUCGGGGGCAGCACCGGGGGCAGCAGUGGGAGUGAGCGGACUCCCCGGAGCCGUCGCAGGACGCCCCACCGGGGAUCGGAUCCCCUCGCCGGGGGACCCUCGGCGUCCCCUGUCGUGGUGCAGGGGUCCCUGCGCCACUCGGUGACCCCGCUGCCGGCCCCGGAGCGCGCUCUGUGCCUGCUGAUCGCCAUCGCUGGGCACGCGUACGCCUUCUACAUCGUCCACCUGGUGUCUCGUGAGCACGAGGAGGAAUUGCACGCCGAGUUUGAGCUGGAGAAGGGAUUUUUCGUGUGGGGAUUCAAGAAGGACUCCACGGACUUUGAGUGGACGUUCUGGUCUCACUGGGCCUCGUCGAGGCUGCUCUGGAUGCUGCUGGGCCACGUACUGCUCUCUCAGCUCUUCUCACACUCAGUCCCGCAGCUGCGCCCGUGGGGCUGGCUGGCGUACGGGCUGGCGUGCUGCGCCGCGCUGCUGGGCACUGGGGGAGCGGCCGUCGUGCUGGCGCACGCGCUCGCCUCGUACGCGGCGGCACAACUUCGCCGGCCGGCGCUCUGCUGGCUCACCAGCCUGGGCCUCCUCGCCGGCCUGCAGGCCGCUCACUGGAGCCACACGCAGGGCUGGUACGAGUCCGAGAACGAGUACUUCCUCCUGCUCUUCACGCUCGCCAUGACCAACCUGCGCUGCACCAGCUUCAGCCUUGAGCUGUGCCGCCAGGCGGAUCCCCCGUGCCCGUCCGUGCCACACCACCCCCGUCCACCAGCGCCUGCGGAGCAGACGGGCCCCUCACCCCUUACUCAGACCGCUCACCCAGCCACUGGCUCCUCGCUCUUUUGGCCACUGGUCUACACUUUCUACUAUCCACCGCUCCACAACGGCCCGAUCAUGAGCUACUGCGACUUUGUAGCUCGGUGUGAGCGGCCGGUGUCUCAGCCGGGCGACGUACGAAGCGGAGGCCCUCAGAUGCCCCGACUGCCCCUGCUGCCCCUGCUGCCCCGGCUGCCCCGGCUGUCGUGGCUGGCCGUGCGCGUGGCCGCCUGGUGGGCGCUGGCGGAGCUCAUGCUGCACCUCGGCUACUUCUCGGUGCUGCACCAGCACGAGGAGCUGCUCGAGUCCCUGCCCAGCGCCACGCUCGCCUGCCUGGCCAUCGCCCACGUCAGCUUCUUCUACGUGAAGUACCUGGUGCUGUUCGGGGUGCCCAGCCUCGCCAUGCACCUGGACGGCGUCCAACCUCCUCCCCUACCGCGCUGCGUGAGCAUCACACACGGCUUCUCCGACAUGUGGAGGAACUUUGAUGUCGGACUUCACAGGUGGCUGCUCAGGUACGUGUACGUGCCGCUGGGAGGCUCGCAGGGUGGUGCGCUCCGACAGGCCGUCUCGUGCGGCGCCGUCUUCCUCUACGUCUUCUUCUGGCACGGCGCCCAGGCCUACCUGCUGUUCUGGGCCACGCUCAACUGGCUCGGAGUCACCAUGGAGACGGGCCUGGGCCGUGCCCUCUCCUCCACUCCCGCAGAGCGACUCUCCCUGGGUGGCCGCCUCUCCCCGCUGGGCCAGCGUCGGCUCCUCGGUGUCAUUGCCGGCGCCUCCACGGCGAUGGUCAUCUUGUCGAACCUCGUGUUCCUAGGCGGCACGGCCGUCGGAGCCGUUUACUGGGACAGGGUUUUCCUCCAAGGCUGGCCAUGGACAACCCUUGGGGUGCUUUCGUUCCUGUAUUGCUGCGCCCAGUUUGGGAUGGACUGGGACCAAGCGAAGGUCCCUUAGGGUGGCUCAACUCUUCGCCCCAUAAAUGUGCACGACUUUACGCACGUAGUGAGUCUUCGAUUCGCAUCGAUUCUUACGCUCGAGGUACGUGCAUCGAUUCGUGCAAGUAGCAAUUGGUCAUUUUCGAUUUUAAGUUCGUUUUAUGUCACCAGUUAACGCGCACCCUGCAGCCACGAAAGAUAACCAUGACUUAGGUCAAUUAAUCUGAUCACGAGGCAGGGGAAUAUGUACAUGCCUGACCAACGCCCAGAAAACCUCUGCUCAGUUAGACUAAACUAUUUAACUCUUCUAUUUUUUAUUUACCAGAUAAGGGCUCACUGAGCUAUCAUUUUCAGAAGCGACCUGGCCACAAAUGAUAGCUCAACAAAAUGACUUAUCGUUUGGACAUGUAUAGCAGUCAAAUUCUCCGAACGCGCGAUUCUAAAUGUGGAGGGAAAAAACAGAGGACCUGGAGAAAAAUCAACACGACCAAGGGGAGAACGUGCAUACUCCAAAUAUACAGCAGCAGGCGUCAGGGUCGGGAUUGAACCCACGACCUCCUGCAUACCAGGCGAGGUGGUGAACAUCUCCUAGCCACUGUGAUGAUGAAAGAGAGAGAAACGCAAACUCCAACACAUACAGCAGUAGGCGUCAGGGUCGGGAUUGACCCCACGACCUCCUGUAGACCAGGCGAGGUGGUUAACAUCUCCUAUCCACUGUGAUGAUGAGAGAGAGACGCAAACUCCAAAUAUACAGCAGCAGGCGUCAGGGUCGGGAUAGAAUCCACGACCUCCUGUAUACCAGGCGAGGUAGUUAACAUCUCACCACCGUGGCACCCACCAAGAGAUCAAGACGGAGCUGCUCCGGUUAGCCGCCUCUCUCAACGGCUUUCCUCACGUCAUCAGCGUGCGGGCCUGGUCUCCCCUUUGGCGGUCGCCGAUUCCUGUGGCUUGCCUUUCGCCACUGCGGUCCUCUUGGGCUCCGUCAUCUGCGCUGGCCAUCUCCAAGCCUCCGCCGUCAGCCUCGCGGUUCUAUACCAACGGCGUGGGCCCCACCUGGGCCUCCACAACCAGGGGUCGCCUCGUGCACUUUGGGGCUGCGGACGCUGGACCUCGGCUCCCGCGGCGAGCCUGGGGCUGCUCCCGGUGGCGCUCCGUGGCAUCCGGUUGCCGGCGCCGCCUGCGGCCUGCGGUAACUCGCACCUGUGCCCGGUGUGCACGACCCCGGCUGGGCCCCCGUGGCCUCUGCUGUUUGUGUCCGCCCCAGGAUGGAGCUGCCCCUGCUCUGGCAGCCUCCUUAGCCUGGUGCCUGCCAUCGCCCUUCGCUGGCCUGCUGAGGCCUGCCUUCCAGCAUGCGCCCAGUUUCUUCGGCUCCGUUCCAUUUUGGAGCCCCUCUGCAUUGAACAUCGGGCAGCUGAACUCACGCUCUGUCACCAAGAAAGCUGCCCUCCUUCACAACCCCAUCAUAGACUUCUCGCUUUUGAGCUGCUGAUCCUGCGAGUAUUGAAACAGGCCCGACUACCGUGAUGCCGUUGAGUCCAUUGUCGCCCCAAAUGUGGCUUCAAUUUCAUACGUGUACGGCGAUCAUCAGAGCAUCAUGGAGGAGGCCUCGUCGGAGUCCAUAGCGCCGGCAUUGCAAUUAAGCCUUGCUCUCUUCCGUCCCGGCCAACAUCCUUCGACCUUCAGUAGUGCGCCUGUCCAAAUGCGGGCAAACCCUUUUCUCCAUUUCUCCGUCUUGUACUGUCCACCCGAGGGCAACAUGGACCGCUCUCUCAACCUCUUGCUGAAGUAGACCAUCUAUUGAAGUCGACCAUCUAUUGAAGUAGACCCAUUGCCGAGACUCGAUCCUAUCCUGCUACAAGCUGGACGUUAACGGCGGCCCAAUCGGGACGUCUGGUGCAGACUUCGUAAAUCGUAAAAUAUUCAGAUCGUCAAUCUGCAGCUCGAGGAAAAGAAAGUGUAACUGCUCUAUUCAGUUCCCGAAGAAGCUGCCGGCAUGUGCGGUGAAACGUCGGACAUCGUUCGCGAACACAACACGCGGCGCAACGCUCAAGCGCAUCGGAGAGAAACAUGCCAAGAUGCAAAAAUGAGCAAAAAGAGGGAAAAU